GAAUUUUUCAUGUCAUGUAAUUAUAAUUUAUUUUUCUGAUAUUAGGGAGAUUUGCAUCAAAUCAUAUUUAUGUUAAUAAAAUGGAGACUAAGACAUUCAUGUACUUACAGCCCAACCUGCCCUGCGUGGACAACAUGGCUUUUGACAUGGAUCGGAUGUCCCGCAGUCAGACGUCCAGCCAGAGGACAGCGCUGGUGGACUUGUCCUCUGAGACCAGCAUCAGUCUGGAGCCUCUACGCCACUCCAGUUCCUCCCAGCUUCCCUCCGACGAAGAGCUCAUUCCUCGCUCUGGAGAGAUCAACAUUGCUGUCACUACAGGGGGUAAGCUUUCCUUACUGUAGUGCACUGACUGCAUCGCUCCACCUGUUGUUCAGGGACAUCUGUGUGCUGCUGAGGCUGAGCUCAGUGAUGUGAGCAGGUGUCUGUGCUCCACCGCAGUGUGUCCUGCCCUUUACUGCAAUGAAUAUUGUGUACUAGACUUCUUAAGUCACUGCGUGUGUGUCAUGGCACUCUUUGGUCUCUCUUUUCUGACAUUUAAAAAUAAAUUCAAAAUUCUAUGUAACAUAUAUAAUUGUAUAAUUAAUGGGAUAAUGUACAUUCAGCCAGUCAUUAUCAUAAAAUAAACACCUUCAGGAUGAUCACAUUCUAGGUGUUAUUUUGCGAUAAUGACCAUUUGACUUUAUAUUAUUGGUUACGUUUUUAAUAUAUGUAUAUUUUUUUUAUUAAAUCUGUUUAUUGAACUUUUACAAUAACAACAGGAU
Molecule: messenger RNA, 761 nt
Organism: Sinocyclocheilus anshuiensis
Lineage: Eukaryota; Metazoa; Chordata; Actinopteri; Cypriniformes; Cyprinidae
Product: E3 ubiquitin-protein ligase RNF130-like
Exons: 2
Coding region: 81-341 (86 amino acids)
Source: RefSeq, a predicted model, not a curated record